Molecule: messenger RNA, 2802 nt
Organism: Toxotes jaculatrix (banded archerfish)
Lineage: Eukaryota; Metazoa; Chordata; Actinopteri; Toxotidae
Gene: cfap221
Product: cilia and flagella associated protein 221
Exons: 26
Coding region: 130-2721 (863 amino acids)
Biological process (GO): cilium assembly; cilium movement
Cellular component (GO): cilium
Source: RefSeq, a predicted model, not a curated record
UAGCUCACCUUCUGAGUUGAAAAACUCUGGACAUGGUUGAGAGACCGUUUCCCCGAGAGAAGCAGGUGGCCAGCAGUUCAGCUUUCUGUCAUUUCUCUCAGGAGGAGCCAGAAUUGACCUUUUGCCAGGAUGGAGGUGGCCCUCUCUGCCCCACAGAUACUCUCAGAGCCCCUGAGGAGGGGGACUCCUCUGCCUCUGAGCCAGCUGGUGGAGGAGAGCAGGAGCAGAGCCAGCAUCCCCAAUCAUCUACUGGACUCAAAAAUUUAUGCCAAACUGAAAAGCAACAGCCUGAUCCAAGCAGAGCCCCCAGAGCUUCACUUCAGUGGGUUUGAGCUUGGGAAGGAUUACCUAAAGAUUCUGAAACUAAUCAACAUCUCAUCUGAAGUGAUGAAUAUUCAUAUCAUUCCCACCCAAACCAAGCACUUCCAAACAACUUACACCAAAAAGUAUCGACUCAUCCCCGGCCUCGCCUACACACUGAAGGUCCGAUUCUGCCCUGACGAGUGGCGUUACUUCUAUGACUGCGUUCGGGUUCACUGCAAGGGGGAAGAGAACCUGUUAAUUCCAGUUCAUGCUUACCCUGUCAUCGAUGACCUGCACAUCCCUCCUCACAUUGACCUGUCAGCCGUACCACUUGGACAAAGUGUAAGCCAUGCGAUUCCUCUGAGAUGCAGCUGUCCCAUUGACUUUGAGUUUCAGGUGCACAUCAUUCAGCCCCACGAGGCUUUCUCCAUCCAUCCCCUUACAGGUGUGAUUCCAGCUAAUGGUGAGGUGGAGCUCAUGGUGACCUUCAGUCCGUUCCAAUAUGAAACUUCUCAGGCCACCAUCCAGCUGGUCAUCUCACAGUUCAAUACCAAACCCUACCUCUGCACCAUCACUGGGAGUUGUGCCCCAGCCCUCAGUGAGCGGGAAGGAAAGUCGGGUCAUGCCAGUGCAGUGCUUGCGAAAUGGAAAGGAUCUUCACCUGUCACUCAAGUGCCUCCCCGAAGUAAAACCAAAUACAGGUUAAUCAAGGAGGCUGACAAAUCAAAGGCAAUCAGGGAUCAGCCUGGGGUGAAGCCGCUGGUGGAUGUUUCUACUCCAGCAGGGGUUGCAAAGAUGCUGAUCAAAGACACCAAUAAACUGAGCUCUAAAGCCCUGAGGGAAGCCAUUUCCUGUGGCAGCAUGGUCAGUCUGCAAACCAAGCAGAUGAAGGAGGCCCUGUUCAUAAAAAAGGUUCAGCAAAACGUGAAGGAGGAGCAAGCCAACCACAUCAGAUGGCAAGUUCAUGUUGGUAAGGACCCUGUGUCAGAGCAAACCAGGAGGCAGAUACUGGAGGAGAGGGAGGUUGCGUUGCAUGAUUACAUGGUGAAAAGGGGAGAUUUAAGUGAAGAGGAAGAAUUUGCCGCUGGACGAGCUAAACUUUCCUCCAGACGAGUGCUUUGUGAAGCUGGACAGGCCCCAGAGGGAGCCCCAUCCUUCCAGUUUUACCCCUGUUUUCCGUGGGAGCUGAGACAAAGAGCCCUCAGACUAUUCCAGCAGGCAGCACGCAAGGUUGUGAUCCGAUGUCGCAUGAACCGCAGACUGGCGUGUUUGAAGAAGCUGGCAGACAGCGUGAAGCACCUGCCCUCGGCACAGAAAGUUGAAGAGAAGAAGACAGGUGAUCUGAGGGUCUCACCAGACAAAGUCUUCCCAUUUUCCUUUCCCAUUUUCCCUGAUGAAGAUGACCCACUGGCUCACAGUCAUUUGGUCCCAGUGCCUGUGGAUCCCGUUGAUGUGACUGUGACAACACAAAUUCCUUUCUUCAAGCUUCAAGUUCCUCAGCACUAUAAGCUCAUGGGAUACCAGCCUGUCUCAACCUGGGAGGCGUUUAAUUCUUACAUCCCAACUACUUUGGCCAGAUCACUUCGCACUGGAGCUCUGGAGGAGGUUGGAGCCCAGUCUCUCCGAAAAGUGGAGGCCAAAGCAGAGAAAGAAGAGCGACAUGAAAAUAAAGAGGCAGCUGUGGAAGCAAAGGAGGCUGUCGGUCUCAGCUUCACUGCCCCUGAAGCUCUGCUCAGACCUCUUCCUGCAAACCCACUCCGAAUCUUUAACCCAGCUCCAGGCCUGCAGACUUACAAACCCGCCCCUAAAUACCUGGAGAGUGAUCUGGAGUUCCACCUCUGCCCUCUGCCCAGGCACACUGUCCCUGAGAGCAACAUGUGUGGAGCAAGGACACAAACUCUACACACUCAGAAGAAGUUUCUCGACCGCAAGGAAGUGAUACAAGGGGUUAUGACAUGGAAGAAUUUUGACUCGAUCACCUUGAACUGUCUGUCCAACCAACCUGCUCUCACCAGUGGCUGUGUCCUGCGCAGGUCUGUCGACUACAGCACAGAUAUACUUCCACUUACAGCACCUCCUCCUCUCACCGCCCUUCCCGAUGAUUUGACACCGCUAAUGGACAAAGCGUGUGAGGACUCAGGAGUCCAACUGACACCAGAGAUGAUCAGAGCAGAGUUCUUGUCUAGUGAAGCUCUGGUCUCCAAUAGCAACCUCACCACAGGGACGACAGCCAGGCACCAGAGGGAGCUUCAGAUGGACGUAGCCCACAGGUCUGAGUUCAACCAGAUGGGAAAAAGAGUGAUGACCAGGCUGAAGCAACUUGGAGACACCAGCAGAACUUCUCAUUCACCGGGAGAAAACUCAGACGCCUUCAGCAGAUGUGACAAUGACAGGAGGGAAGUGGAAGAAGAGGAGUGAAGGAGAUGAGACAUCAUCAACUUCAACUGUUCUUUAACCCUUAUUAACACGUUCUUGUUAACACGCUCUUGCAGCAGCCUC